This is a messenger RNA of Salpingoeca rosetta, 1290 nucleotides long. RefSeq lists its product as uncharacterized. Gene Ontology annotation, molecular function: rhamnose transmembrane transporter activity. Gene Ontology annotation, cellular component: membrane. The transcript is spliced from 11 exons. The coding region runs from base 100 to 1290 and encodes 396 amino acids. The record is from RefSeq and is a predicted model, not a curated record. NCBI's taxonomy places the organism in Eukaryota, Choanoflagellata, Craspedida, Salpingoecidae. Gene Ontology annotation, biological process: hexose transmembrane transport.
UUUGUUAGAUGAUGUCCACAACUUUCAGCAAACAAACCAAACAAACCCGACGAAGCAACUAACUGGCCAAGCCCAAACUGCAAUCACUGUGGGAGGAGGAUGGGGUUGCUGGCUGGGAUCGCGUGCAUGUGCCUUGGCGGCGUGCUCGCCGGAUUGUACACAGUGCCGAUGAACAGGGUGAAAGGCUGGGCAUGGGAGAACGUGUGCUUCGUGUACGCAAUCUACGGCAUGGUCUUGUUUCCAUGGAUACUGGUGUUUUUCUCUGUCACAGACGCGCUUCGCGUGUACCAGGAGGCACCGCCCGCCGCGCUUGGGAAGGCAAUAGGCAUGGGCGUGCUCUGGGGUGUGGGAUCAACGCUCUUCUGCUUGGGGGUCGAUGCAUUGGGAAGCAGCCUCGCCUUCUCAAUCAUCCUGGGGCUGACGGCUGGGCUUGGUUCGGCGGUUCCGCUUGUUGCGCUGCAUCCGCACGACAUUGCCUCGAACGAAGGCAUCAUGACGUGGGUUGGUAUGGCGGUCAUUUUGAUAGGUCUUGUGUUUCUGGGACGCGCAGGCAAGCUAAAAGAACGAGAGCAGCGCGGUGGUGCGGUCGUCCUCAAUUCUGCUGCAACGGAGGGAACACCACUGGUCCUUGAUGCACAACACAACACCCUGGAGGCGGGGGGUGCCAGGAGCAUCAAGCCCAACAAACACAAAGCCAUCAAUGGCACCCCACCAUCAAGCCCUAAACUAUCUGCCUCCUCCUCACUAUCGCCGUCAUCAUCGUCCACUUUCCUUUCCGGUCUCAUCAUCUGCCUCUUCUCCGGCGUGUUCUCCCCAGCACUCAACUUUGGCAUCACCUUCGGCAGUGACAUUACGGACACGGCGACGCGCCUUGGCACGCCCUCUGCGCUGUCCAACAAUGCCACGUGGUCGCUCGUUGUGGGGGGCGGGUUCAUCAUCAACCUCAUCUGGUGGUCGUACCAGAUGACAAUGAACAAGACGUGGGGGAACUUUUGGUUGCGCGAGCCAAAGGCUGCACCACUGCACAACACCAUGUGUGGAGUGCUUGCUGGUGGCCUGUGGUACGGUGGCAACGUCCUGUACGGCGUGGGUGGACAGCUUGUCGGCGACCUGGGCACUGUGCUUGGGUUUCCCAUCUUCUUGAGCCUGAUGAUCAUCACCUCGAGCGUUGCUGGGGUCAUCACAGGAGAAUGGCGAGGGACGAGUGUGCGAUCGCGAUCGCACAUGCUGGGUGGGAUGCUGCUCUUGGUCGUGGCUGUUGUGCUCAUUGGCGUCGGCCCCAUCCUCUGA